AUGCUUUGUUUGGAAAAACUCCUUAAAUAUUCACCAUUCAUUCGUCGUCUUCAUGCAACAGUGGCUUUCAUUGAAGAAAAUGCCGAGAUCUAUUCUCGAGCUUCAAUGUUUUCAACAGUUCAGUAUUUGUUUCUUUCAUGGGAAUAUAUUCCUAUUCAAGAUAUCAUUCGAUUCUGUCAGACGAUGCCCUGUUUAAAACAAUGUACGUUAAAUGCUGCAGAUUAUCGCGACGAUCAAGAUCUAUUUGAUCCAAGCACAUGGCAACAAUUUAUUGAACAUGAUCACAUUAUGCUCACAAACGUUCAAGUCAAUAUGUCACGUAGACCAUCCCAUGAUUCUCAUCGUAAUUCACACUGGAUUUCGUUGAAUCAUGACCCCUACUUUCGUGAAAUCAAUUUCCAGUUCGAGAAGGACCCUUGGGGAAAUAUUAUUCUCAAUGGUAACUAUGUGAAGUCAAUAUGA
Molecule: messenger RNA, 462 nt
Organism: Rotaria sp. Silwood2
Lineage: Eukaryota; Metazoa; Rotifera; Eurotatoria; Philodinida; Philodinidae
Source: the annotation of a GenBank genome assembly